Messenger RNA from Petromyzon marinus (sea lamprey), 1932 nucleotides. The record is from RefSeq and is a predicted model, not a curated record. Lineage: Eukaryota; Metazoa; Chordata; Hyperoartia; Petromyzontiformes; Petromyzontidae.
AUGGAGGAGGAGGAGGAGGAGGAUGAGGAUGAGAUGAUGUACCAGGACGUGGAGGCCGAUUACUCUCUGCCCGUGGAGCCGUUCAUCAUCAUCAAGCGCGAAGCGCAGGAUGAGGAGGAGGAUGAGGAGGUGCAGGAUGAGGAGGAGGAUGAGGAGGAGGUGCGGGAUGAGGAGGAGGUGCGGGAUGAGGAGGAGUGGCCCCGGGUCAAGGUGGAGAUGGAUGACUCCAAUGAUGGAUCAUCGCACAUCAAACAAGAGGAUGAUCUGGCCUAUGAGAUCUGGCAGAGGAGUCGGCUUAAAUAUGAGGAUGGUGAUGGAGGUGAUGAUGAUGGUGAUGGGGGUGAUGAUGCUCAGGGAGUGGACCUCCGCGUCCGAGCGGGAGACCUCAGGGCCCCUGUGGGGGGCCGAGGAGGAGGAGGAAGAGGCGGAGGAGGCGGAAGAGGAGGAGGAGGCGGAAGAGGAGGAGGAGGUGGGCGACGAGGUGGGCGAGGAGGGGAGCUGCGGGCGGUGGUUGCCAGCCUUCGGCAGCGCCGGGCGGCCUCGUGCGACGUCGCAGAGGUCGAGGUGGCGCUGGAGGAUGACGCCGUCAUCGCCGCCUCAGCCCACCCCUCACCCCCCUCCUCCCUCUCCCCCUCCCCCUCCGCCGCCCCCGCGGAGCGCCACGCUUGCCCCGUGUGCGGCCGCGACUUCCCCAAGAGCCACGGCCUGCGUGUGCACAUGCAGCUGCACUCGCGGCCGGCCCGCCGCAAGGUCCACCAGUGCGAGCGCUGCCCCUACAAGUCCGAGUACAAGGGCAACAUGCGCAAGCACCAGCGGACUCACGACAACAACAACAACAACGACAACGCCGACAAUGCCGACGGCUCCGGCCCUCGCCGCCGCCCAGGCCGCCGCCCCGCCAUCCCCGGACAGCCGCCGCGGCCCCGCCGGGCCACCGGCGCCGCGGCCGCCGGCGCCGCUAGGCCCCACCGUUGCGACGAGUGCGGCAAGACCUACGCCUGCUCGUCGAACCUCAAGGUGCACUCCAGGACGCACACGGGAGAGCGGCCGCACCGCUGCGCCCUCUGCGGCAAGGCCUUCAUCCAGCUCGUGAGCCUGCGCAUGCACACGAUGGCGCACACGGGCGAACGGCCGCACAAGUGCGCCCUCUGCGACAAGGCCUACGCCAGCGCCUCCAAGCUCAAGGAGCACGGGCGGGCGCACACGGGCGAACGGCCGUACGGGUGCGCCGCCUGCGGCAAGGCCUUCGCCUGCUCCUCCAAGCUCAAGCGGCACCUCAAGAGCCACGGAGGCGGCGGAGGAGGCGGCGGAGGCGGUGGAGGCGGCGGAGGCGGCGGAGGCGGUGGAGGAGGCGGCGAGCGGAGGCCGCGGCCGUGCGCCGCGUGCGGCGAGGCGUUCGCGACGGCAUCGGAGCUCCGGCGGCACGCCGAGACGCACGGCGACUGCGGUGCCGCGGCCGCCGCAGCCGGAGAGGCCCGCCACGAAUGCUCCGUCUGCGGCAAGGCCUUCGCCGGCGCCUCGAACCUCAAGUCGCACAUGCGCACGCACUCGGGCGAGCGUCCGUACGUGUGCUCGGCGUGCGACAAGACGUACGCCUGCGCGACCAGCCUCAGGAUCCACAUGCGCACGCACACGGGCGAGAAGCCCUACGGCUGCCCGCUGUGCGGGAAGAUCUUCAACUACCCGACGAGCCUCAAGACGCACCUGCGCACGCACACGGGCGAGAAGCCCCACCGGUGCCCCGUCUGCGGCAAGGCCUUCUCGCUGUCGUGCAACCUCAAGACGCACGUGAUGAUCCACUCGGAGGCGCGGCCGCACCCCUGCGGCGAGUGCGGCCGCGCCUUCCGGCAGGCCUCGGACCUCAAGAAGCACGUCAAGCGGCACGCGCUGGCCAGCGGCCUCGCGGCGAGGCGCUGCGCGGAGGCGGAGGCG